UGACAUUUCGCGCUGAGACAACCACUUUUCGUCGGAGCCUGGACGAUUUUACUAUUGGGAUGUAGAAUAUUUGUAAUUUGAACCCAGUCAACAAAGCCUAUUCCGUCAUCAUGCCGUAUGCAAAUUCCCUUUUGAGGUCGAACAUGUCAACAAUCAAAGGCAAAAGACGAAUAAACACCUUGCGACAAUGGGCGACGGAAUGAAAGAUCAGCCAAGACAGUCUGAGGGACGCCGCGGUGCAGUACCCACCACGUUGGAUUUGACAGUGGUGACGACCAAGAAGAAGAGUGUUCAUGCUGCAUCCUAUGGUUUCCGCAAGGAGCUCUUCCACUUGGCAAGGAGGAGGUUGUUCGAAGGAAUACAGACUGCCACGGGACUAUACUCGGACUUUUCAGAGGAGUUCGAGUUGCUAAGUACGUUUCAUCAUGACAAAGACAAGAACGCAAACACAGAAAUGGGACAGACUGUUGCGCUCUUGACAACUAUUCUUCGAUAUCAAUCCAGAGCCGACGAGCUCUUUACAAAGAUCAUCCUUCCAAUGCUACGAAACACAACCUUUCAGGAGAACCAUGCAAUGCUGCGAACGUACCCGCUCAGUCGUCUAUGCCAUGCAUCAUUCCUCUGCAAUUUGUUGGCAUUGUUCCUCCGUCGAUACACUCCGUCUUCUAGCAGCAGCAGCAGGGAAGAAGAACUAUCAGAGACUUGGACAGAUCGCAGCGAGACCGUGCACGCAACACUCCACGAAAUGCUCAAACAUGAAGCCGCUCAACUGCUUUUUACAGUUUGCAGUGGUGCUGAAGAAGAGUCACCACUGACUACUUUGAAGUUACGGCUUGAUGAUUUGAUGAUGGCGGACAACAAUCAAUCUGGGAGCAUCAUAUCCACCAAUCUACAAUCGGCGUGGCAAGCAACCGGACACAUUCAUGAGCUGGAAACACUGGCCUUCCUAUACGAGGAUCAAGUUCAGAAUGAACUAUUUGAACCUAACAAGAUGACAGAAGCCAUGUUCAGGGAAACAUGCUAUGAAGUCUUGAUAUCCAUGGAUCAGUGGUGCCCUGUGCAUCCGAGUCAGCUUCAGAAAAUGACCAUGGACGCUUCGUUGCGGGAUUGGUACCAGGCGCUCUCGACGCGACAAACCUUUCAAAGCUUCCACGAAAAGAACAAGGACGAGAUGGUUGACCACAGCGGUCGGUGCUCAUCCACUGCCAUUUCUGACUACUCGUCGACGCUGUACUCUGAAGAAGGAAUGACACCAAUUCCGAACGGUGCCCAAGAUGCUCUCUCUGGGACAUCAUCGAUAUUGCCAAGGCAACAAGUCCAGUCUCGAGUCGUGAGACGCUUACUGCCCAGUACCGAAGGCCAGGUUGCUGCAGAAAGAAAGAAGAGUGACGAUUCCAUUUCCAGCCUGGAUACGCUGUCGACGUUUCUGGACGACUAUCACCAUUCCAAAAAUCCGUCAAGUCAUGGUCAAGGUCAUCACAUAGAAUGGGGUGGUCAAGCAAAAGAGCACCUCGUGGCAAUUGUUCCCGGUGGUCUUUGCAGCAACUACAAAGCUCAAGAGGGAAAAGAGGGCCUUGGAGGAAAUGGGGCGACAACCAUUGCAGCUCUCAUAGCACAUAGACAAGACAUUCGCAAGCACUACAAGGAUGGAGUGGUGUGGCUAUCGUUCCCAAAGCAUCAAUAUGGUGCUGCUACAAAACGGCAGCAUCUCAGUUACGCUAGAUACAAAUACAUGCUCGGAGAACUCUUGAAUCAGAUUCAGGCUACAGGAAGAAACAGUGGCUGCGGCAGCACAGCAGAAGACAACGGCUGGCCAGAAUUUCCAGAAAUGAUACCUUCCCUGGAUGAAAGCCAUCCAAACCGCACCAGUGACCUUGUAGAGGACGGAUUCAAGGCUCAUUGUUUUGAUCUGGUUGAAGCAUUUCUUUGCAAGAAGCGUGUCUUGUUGAUUCUAGAUAACGUUGACAAUGAAACUCUUCGAUGGUUCAGGUUCUGUCCCAAUCAACGGUUUCAGGGCCCAUCAUUUCCGUCCAGACAAGAAUUCUCUUUGUUGGUCACGUCAAGGAAUCCCACGUUGGUUGCCCCCGCUGACACUGUUGAAUUGGAAGCUCUGAGUCCUGUGGAAGCCAUCCAAAUGCUGAGUGCCAUGACCGUGUUUGAUGAGCAAUCAGCAUGUGUUGAAGACGCCAGAAGAGCCAUCCGCAUGUUGGGUCAUUUGAAGCCGAUAUUAUUGUCACCGGUAAGGAGGCUUGUGGAAAACAAAUGUCGUAGCCAAGGGCUCGAGGAAAGGAUGUCUUUCAUCGCAAAGACUGUUGCCUCCUUGGAGAGGCGCCUCAAUGAGUCUUGUGAGUCUUGCUUGACAUCAGGUCUAGUACUCAGGCAUUGCAUUGACGAUCAAGUGGGGACACAAUCUCGACCGAUCCGAAUAUGUCUCUCGGCCUUCGGGACUGUGUUUUGCAGUCAAGAUGCCAAAUCAGACCCACUUGUUCCCUCGAGCACACCAUACUGCAAUCCUUCGUCGUCGGAUGCGCCUGAGGUGCCCGUCUCGGUCGUCGAUUGUCUGUUUCAUUGCGUUCUACGACAGCUAGGCGCCACGCUUUCGCCGGCAAGUGUACGAUUGCACCUCAUCAACCUCGGAUUUCUACAAAAGCUUAAGCUCAACACACGCCGUCACGACGUCGAAGGUUCGGACGGUUGGUGUGUCAGAUUGGCACAUGCAAUUCACAAGGAUUUUGCUUCUUCUGAACUCGAGGAUCUAGAAGGAAAGGAGUUGGCUCGAAUUUGGAACGGUGAAUUCGCCGACGAUCUUUUGCGGACGUUGUUCAUGUCCCCCAUGGAUGAAUCAGUUGCAACCGGAUCAUUUGACGAUUCCACGAAGGAUGUUGUUUGGGGUUGGACCGCACCACGGGAUCGGUUUCCAAUGUUGAGCUAUGCCCUCCAAAGCCUUCCUGGGCACAUGAUACGAGGCGGCCUCUACCAGAAGGCCAUUCAAAUACUCCAUACGAGAAGCUUUCUUCACGAGCGUGUGUUUCAUUUUGGUGUUGAGUUUGCUACUUCAAGUCUGAUCAGUGACAUGUCACAAUUGCAGACGGAGCUGGGCGCUGGCCCCUGGAAUCAAAAGGAGACAGUUCUGAAGACGUGGAAACUUCUAGGCGGCUAUUUGGCAGACUUGAUGAAGGAACAAUCAACCACCAGAGAGUUGCAAGACGAGAAGAAAGUCGAGGUUGGGAGCUUUGCAAACGAUGAAGUCGCAAACACCGAAUCUCGCGAGCUUGGGCGUGCCUUCUUAAAACUUGGAGCAUCACUCUGUGACAUGGGCUACUGGAAUGAAGCCAUUCCAUUCUGGGAAUCUAGUCGAGAUGCAUAUAUCUUGUCCGUUGGCGAACAUACAGAAACUACGGCCGCCUUAUCGCACGCCCUUGGAAUCUUACAUUUGAAAGUGCAAAUGCAUGAGGAUGCCAUUCACUUCUUUACCGGAUGCCUUAGCACCAGGCGGCAACUCUACGGGAACCACAGUCUCUGCGCCAAAACUCUAACCUCAUUGAGCGAUACCUUCGUCUUGAUCGGUGAACUAUCUGAUGCCCAGAAGGGAUACGAGAUGGCGAUGGGCAUGCUGCGUCACAAACCACGCUUGCAUCGGGAUCAAAUUGGAGACAUCCAGGAGCGAAUGGGCGAUCUCUACCUAAAACUUUCCUCGUGGGAACUGGCACUCAAGUGCUAUGAAUUUGCUCUGUUGUAUAAACAGGCAGAGUACGGCGAAGACAGCACGGAGCUUGCUACCGUGCAUCAGCAUAUGGGAAUGUGCCUUAUGCACCUUGAGGAUGAUUCUUCACUGACUGAGCAUCAUUUGGAUCAAGCAAUUGCUCUCUUUGAGGAAAUGCGUCUUUCUGAUGGACAGGAAGACGACGAAGAAUGGAAUCGUGCCCGACUCUUUGCGACAAGAGGAAUCAAGUUGUGCUGCAGCAAGGAGUGCGGUCCCCAAGAAUGCAUAUCGCUUUUCGACAGGGCGCAUGACACGAUGCAGGAACGCAUUAGGAGGUUGUCAGCAAGCAAUGAGUCGACGCCCGUGGCAGAGAAAAUGUUUCUUGCAUUCGUUCUCCGUGAGAUUGGAUCAAUCCACCAAAAAUCUUCAAACCAUGCUCUUGCACUGAAGUUCUUUCAACAAAGCCUUAAUGCCUACCGCUGUGAUGACGAUGACGAUGACGACCACGACGAGCUCAGUGACGAAAUGCCUUGCAGUCGUAUGGAAGUCGCCAGAACAAUGUUUAGCAUGGCUACAUCAUUAGUUGGCUUAGAAAGGAAAGAGGAGGCAUUGAAAAUUCUCGACAUUGUACUGGAGACACGACUAAGGUAUACUCCAGGGACAGCACAAGUCGCCGAGACCCAUGAAACGAUAGCCAGAGUUGCCCGCGAAGAACGAAACUUGAUGAAGGCACAGGCAUCACUCAAGGAAGCUCUUGAGAUCCGAAAGCAGCUGUAUAACUUUGACGAAAGCCAUGCGUCAGUAGCAGCAGUUAUCAAGGAGCUUGGUGACCUGAUAGAAGAGAUUUGGUAAUCCUCUGGCCUGCCAAGCAAAACGAUGUAUUGGUUUAUAGUUUCUUGACGCUUCUCGCACGAUGGUACCGAUAUCCUAAGCUGCAACUAAGACAGCACAAUCCUACAACAUUACGACGCUAUCUCAAGAAUAUUAUCUCCGCAGCUUGCUGCAAACAAUGCAACGCGGUCCAUUAAACGACUUCCACUCUUUUCAUUUUUGUUUCUCAUCCACAUCAGCACAACUGUCACUCACUGGAUUGUCCUCGUUCACAAGCUAGCGGAGAACGUUACCAUCCAAGAAAUGAGCAUGGGCACAGCGGUCAAGAUUGUAUUGCUGGCCGUUGUGGAAACGGCCCCAGAAGAAGGCGAGUCAGCAGGAGCAUCGGUAGCACCAUCAGCUGGAGCCGGGGCAUCGGUAGCACCACUAGAUAGAGCCGGCGGGGCAUCGGUAGCACCAUCCGCUGGAGCGUCGUCCUCAGUUGUAUUUGGCGAGCUGCCUGAAGGAGUCAAAGGCACACUUUGGAAAUCAGACCCAGAAAUCUCACAGGAGGGUGCUGUGUCCGUGCAAGCAGUUUCGUUCUGUGAGCAACAGCCGGGCCAUCCGCCAAUGUAGCAACUGUAAUCAGGUGCAUUGGUACAGUAGGACGCCCCUGUCAGCUCGACAUCACAAUCUGAAGCCGUUUCGGGGCAAGAGGCCGCAUCGACUGAGCAGCAUGGGGGCCAGCCUCCUGUCCAGCAUUUGUAGUUGGGAGCAUACGUGCAAUAACUCGCUCCAAGAAUGGUGCAAGCAGGUUGCUCUUCUGGGCAUGCCUCACCCUCAGUUAAGCAACACUCUGGCCAUCCACCGCUGAGACAGAUCCAAAUGCACCACAGAAAAAUGACGGACACGACAAAAUGAUUGAUUGAGCAUUCGAGCACGAUAGAAGAUGUCAAACCUAUCCAAAACUCGCUCACCUCCAGCAAUCAUGAUCUGGGGCAUUGGUGCAAUAGGAAGAACCGGUUACAGCAUCGCAGCCAGGACGGGUCUCGGGACAAGUUGAAGGAUCACUAUCGCAACAAGCCGGCCAUCCACCUGAAAAGCAUCCAUAGUUGGGAGCCCUUGAGAAGUCAUUCGAGAUGCGAAUUUGGUAGAGUAUUUGUCAUUAGUUAGGAUAAAAAAAGCGUCAACCACGG
Molecule: messenger RNA, 5709 nt
Organism: Seminavis robusta
Lineage: Eukaryota; Bacillariophyta; Bacillariophyceae; Naviculales; Naviculaceae
Source: the annotation of a GenBank genome assembly